AUGGCAAACGUUAUCUCUGGCAAGUUUAUCUUUAUAACUCUCGUUUUUCUUAUACACCAAUUCAAUGGAUGCUUUCCUAUGAUGUUGGGACGAAACUUGAAAAUAUCCGCUUUCAAUAUGAAAAUGUUUGGGGACAAGAAAAUGGAGCAAAGUGGCGCUAUCGAUAUUCUCGUAAAGAUCAUUACUCGAUAUGAUAUCACUAUCGUCCAAGAAAUAAGAGAUGUAGACGGUUCUUCAUUCAAAGAAUUGAUGGAACUAAUCAACAAUACGGAGUAUGAUAGCGCGUUGAGUGAGCGUCUGGGAAGAAGUCACAUCAAAGAAGAAUAUGGAAUUAUAUACAGGAAAGAUAGCGUCACUCUCGAAAGUACAUACCAGUAUCCAGACCCGAACUACACCUUUUUUGAGAGACCACCUUUUGCAUUUAAAGUUCGCCUGGCAGAAGCGGAUGAAUUAUACGUCCUUGGGAUUAUUGCUAUCCACACCAAGCCAAGAGACGCUGUUAGGGAGAUAGACAUGCUCGUCGAUGCAUACCAGAAGACCAGCGAUCAUUGGAAUGGGUUAAAGAAUAUCCUGAUCGCUGGAGACUUUAAUGCUGGGUGCAACUAUGUCACACCUAGUAAGAUGGAGACGAUUUUGCUCCGGACCGACCCACGGUUCACCUGGCUUAUCGUUGAUCAAGUUGACACUACAACUUCUGACACUGACUGUGCUUACGACAGAUUUGUGGCUGCUGGUGAUGAGCUCAAAGCUGCUAUAGUUCCAGGAAGUGCGCGUGCAUUCAGGUUUGACCAAGAGUACAAGCUGACAGAAAAUGAGACAAAGGCUGUCAGUGACCAUUAUCCCAUCGAAAUGGAUAUAAGAGGAAAGGUAAAACAAUCCGAACUUGCAAAGUUUCAUAGUGAAUUGACUAUGUCCUUUGAAGAUGACACACCGCACACAAAAAAGCAAGUUCGGCGGAUAACGAGAUCAGUUGAUUUUAAAAAAUAUGGUUUCACCAUUUCUUAUGAAAUCAGCAGCAACACCAAAACACAUGUUCUGGCUUCGCGGGAUCACCUGAAAAAAUCCGAUAUAUUGAACAUAGUAGAGAACCUCCGCAAAGACUCCUCACCUUUCAUCAGAGAAUCUGUGUUCGAGUUGAUAAAACUGUAUCUUAACUCGCCAUUCAUGGAAGGCGUUCGUGGGGCUCAUGGUUUCCUGGUUCCAUACAAACUACAGAGUUAUAAUUUCGUGAUAGCAUGUCAGUGGGAAGGAGACUGCACGUGUAGCUUUAGAUUAACAAGGCAUAUCGUGAAGAUCAACAGCUUUACCUAA
Ylistrum balloti is the source of this 1311-nucleotide messenger RNA. Its product is annotated as deoxyribonuclease-1-like. NCBI's taxonomy places the organism in Eukaryota, Metazoa, Mollusca, Bivalvia, Pectinida, Pectinidae. The transcript is spliced from 9 exons. Gene Ontology annotation, cellular component: nucleus. The record is from RefSeq and is a predicted model, not a curated record. Bases 1 to 1311 code for a protein of 436 amino acids. Gene Ontology annotation, biological process: DNA catabolic process. Gene Ontology annotation, molecular function: DNA nuclease activity.